Sinocyclocheilus anshuiensis is the source of this 2414-nucleotide messenger RNA. RefSeq names its product limbic system associated membrane protein (gene lsamp). Lineage: Eukaryota; Metazoa; Chordata; Actinopteri; Cypriniformes; Cyprinidae. The record is from RefSeq and is a predicted model, not a curated record. The transcript has 8 exons. The coding region runs from base 80 to 1276 and encodes 398 amino acids.
UUUCCCUUGAAUGUUUUAACCGCGAUGUGCUCGUGAGAAUGAGAGAGGACAGCAGACCUGUACGUGUCUUUCAUCAUUAAUGAGCUUCAUUCGCGUUUUCAUUAGAUGGCAGCAAAGCACCAGAGAAACAUCAGAAGCUCUGCAGCAUCCGCAUCCGAACACAAGCGCGAGCUGCUGCUGUCAUUACCGAGCCGAGCCGAGCCAUAACACACACACACACACACACACACACACGCGGGGACGGCCAGAGCUGCAUUCAUCGGAACCAGACGACAUGAGCUGCUUUUGGAUACACUCGAUCCUCAUCCCGGGAUUCUUCGUACUCUUCGGAUUUGAAGGAUUCCCGGUGAUCAGCGUGGACAGCCAGAGAUCCACCGACAACAUCACCAUCAGACAGGGAGACACCGCCGUGAUCCGGUGUUAUGUGGACGAUAAGGUGUCGAAGGUGGCCUGGUUGAACCGCUCGAACAUCAUCUUCGCGGGUGAGGAUAAAUGGUCUCUGGACCCGCGGGUGGAGCUGGUGACUCAGGGUCAGCUGGAGUACAGUCUGCGGAUACAGAAGGUGGAUGUGUUCGACGAGGGUCCGUAUACCUGCUCCAUCCAGACCAAACAGCAGCCCAAGACGUCACAGGUCUAUCUCAUCGUUCAAGUUCCUCCAGUCAUCUAUAAAGUUUCGGACGACAUCACUGUGAACGAGGGCAGUAACGUGACGUUGACGUGUUUGGCCAGUGGGAGGCCAGAUCCCUCCAUCACCUGGAGACUGCUCAACCCGUCAGCCGAGGCUCUGGAUGUGGGCGAGUAUCUGGAGAUCUCUGGGAUCAUUCGAUCUCAGGCCGGACGUUACGAGUGUAAAGCGAGCAAUGACGUCUCCACUCCUGAUGUAAAAUAUGUCAGCGUGGUGGUUAACUCCCCGCCGUACAUUAAAGAGGUGCGGAGCUCCGAGACGCCGGUGGGACAGACUGGAGUCCUGCACUGUGAGGCGUCUGCGGUUCCUCAGCCUGAGUUUGAGUGGUACAGAGACGAGCGCAGACUGUCCAGCUCUCAGAGCGUCAGUAUUCAGAUCAGCGGCUCUCGCACGCUGCUGGUGGUCGCUAACGUCACAGAGAACGAUUACGGAAACUACACGUGUGUCGCCACCAACAGACUGGGAAUCCACAACGCCAGCGUGUUCCUCUACAAACCUGGCACUGGGCGGGACAUCAACGCCUCAGGCUGCGUCUGUCAAUCAUUCUGGCUCCUCCUCCUGUCUGUUCUCUCGGCUCUUCUGAAGUGUUAAUGUUCAUCGCAGACGCUCUGAACGCGAUCGAUCGUCUCAGACUGUUUCCAUCCGUCCAUCCACGCUCACCGUUACGCCCCGGCAGGACGACCGUCUUAUUAUCAGGAAAAAAUAUGACAUGGAGAAAAGAAAGAAGGUGCUCUUUUUAAGACAAGAAUAUUGCCAUUUAACCGGUUCAAGCACUUAAUUCCAGUGACGCCCGUCUGUCCGACAGUCUGAGUGCAUGUGUGUGAUUUACCACAGAAACCCAGAGCGAAAUCAUCUAGAAAAAUGGUUAAUUUCAUUGUGUUUUCCCAUAAUACCCUGCAGCCUGUUCCGGAAUCUGCCUAAUGUACACUAAUGAAGGAGCGCUAGAAUCACGUAAGGUCAUUUAGAUGUGGUUUAGGACUAAUGACUAGCAGAAGGGACUGAAACACACAGUAUUUUCUGCUGAAUCUUCAGGCUGCUGCUACGUCGUUCAUGAAGAUUCUCUGAGAUCAGAACAAUCAUGCGAUGUUCGAGACACUCACAGCCGUCAGUGUUUGUGAUGAUCGAUCAGAGAAUCUGUUCACAGAGGCAGAACAGACCCGCCCCCGUAAACCCCUCCCACAUGUGUAGCCCCACCCACUUAAUAAUAAACCCCUCCCACAUGUGUAGACCCACACACGUAAUCCUAAACCCCUCCCACAUGUGUAGCCCCACCCACGUAAUCCUAAACCCCUCCCACAUGUGUAGCCCCACCCACGUAAUACUAAACCCCUCCCACACCAGGCGGAUCUGCAGGUGUUUCUUCAGGGUUCCUGUGAAAACCUGGAUUAUUGUGAAAAACAAUUCUUCUGGAGGGAAACCUGUAGAAUGCUGUGAAAUGAUUUUUACCGUGUUAAAGCGUGUGAGAUUAGUCCAAAUACACGCGUGACCCUUGUGUCCAGACCCUCGUCUUCUGCGUGUCUGUGAAAUCGUAUGAACUCUGAAUUGUACGACACCAAUGAAUGCUUCGCUUCGAUCCGCUGCUCAUCCCGUCGCGUCCGUCGUCUGUAAAUAUUCUUUUGAAUCGAAUGUCCUCACAUGGAAACGAAACAAAUCUUCGGUUCAGGUCUCUUCAUAAGUAGUUAGUUAUCUGCGGUGGCGCUUUGAUGCUUCCUGUAACAAACUGAAAUUA